AUAUGUAUAUAAAAAAUUAGGAGCAAGAUAAUAGGCAUUGUUUGGUCAAAAUAAGCAAUAAGCAUUAUUUUUAUUGGAUUACACUAAUGGAAGAAGAAAGCACUUCGCACGCCACCGUAGAGUCCAACGCCAGUGACCGCAUCAAGCUCAACGUUGGCGGUAAGCUCUUCGAGACAACGCUUUCUACUAUCCGCUCCGACGGUCCAGACUCCCUUCUUUACGAUCUUUCCAACCGCUCUUCCAACGACCCGAACCCGGUUUUCAUAGACCGCGACCCAGAGAUCUUCUCUGUUCUCCUCUCUCUCCUCCGCACUAACCACCUCCCUUCCACCGCCCUCCGCUUCUCCAAGCAAGAACUCGCCGACGAAGCCAACUUCUACGGCAUUGACUCCCACCUCCGGGCCGCCACUUCUCCACCGCCCUUCUCUGGCAUCGACGCCUCCAUUGUCGGAACCGUUCGUCCCGCGUCAGAAGGCUUCCCUUCCACUUUCACCGCCGCCGACAACGGUUCCGUUUGGAUCGCUCACGGUGGUCAACUCUCAAGCUACGACUGGAACCUAAUCCACUCCGCAACGGUUCGCACUCACCUCGACGAGAUCAAAUCGAUUUGCAGAGUCUGGCCAGAGAUCGCGGCUGUCGGAACUUCUUCCGAUGCCGGUUUACACUUCUACAACUUCUCCGGUAGCCGCCACGUAGGUUCAGUCCAUUGGAGCGAUCCGACGGAUCCGCGAAUCUUCAAAGCGCGUGUCAACGCUAUAACCGCAUCAGAGAAUUCCGUUUUCGCCUCAUUUGAUUGUUCUCACAGGGAGAAUUGCAUCCUCGAGGUUGAUAAGGCUAAGAUCCAGAUCGUGUCGCAAUUAGGUCGACAAUCGGGGAACCAGGCAAAGCACAUGGUUCCCAUGAAAUUGACGUGGAUACAGACCACCGGAGUGCUUGUAGGGAGCGCGGUCACCGGAGGAGCCUUUGGUUACUCCGGAUACAUUCGGUUGUGGGACCCUAGGUCCGGGGAGGUGGUUUGGGAAACACACGAACCCGGUGCGUCAGGUAGGAGCAGUAGGUUUGGGGAUUCCUUUUCCGCUAUAGAGGUUGAUGUUGAGAAGUUGUUACUAUUUAAGCUAUGCUCGAAGUCCGGGGAUUUAGCUAUGGCAGAUAUGCGUCGUUUGGGCGAUGAUCCUUGGGUUUAUUUGAAGGAGAAGAACCCUAGUUUAUGGACAGAUGGUGGUGAUGGGAGUAUUAGUAGUGUGGUGCAUUGUUACAAGGAGCAAGUUUUUGUUGGGAGAGGUGGAGAGUUGGAGGUUUGGUCUAGGGUGCAAGAGGUGAUAGAAUGCGAGAGUGAGAGGGAGAGGGAGAGUGACGGCGAAGGAGUUUAUAGGAGGAAUUUUGUUGAUAAGAGAGAGGACUCAGGGAAAGGAGUGAUCAAGAAGAUUGAAGGUGGUGGGGAUAGGUUGUUUAUUAGCAGAGAAGAUGUUGAAGGUAUUGAAGUAUGGGAGAGUUCCCAUUCUGCUGGAGCCAUUUCUGUUUUGUGACCAAUUGGGAUAGGAUUUGAUAGGUAGGGCUGGGUUUGGUUACCUUGUUGUAAGGUUCUUCUUCCUCCAUGAAAACUAUGGAGUUGCCUCUCUGGUGGAAGCCUCAGCUUGAGCUCUCCUCGAUUCAAUGUUUUACUGGCUACUUCCAGAAUUUGGAGCACCAUUUGCUUUGGGUCCUAUAAUCUCCAACUUCAGGUAGAAGUCUUGAUAAAUAUUGGUGAAGUCUUUUGGCACUCGGGCUUUCAGGUAUAGAUUUCGUGAGGCUUCUCAAUUGUGUGCAGCUUAGGAAUAACACCCUUCAGAUGCCCCUAUUCUUGGAGUUAAACUUGGAUCUGGCAAUAGUAGUUGUUGAACCUGGUUGCAUUUCCCUUCGAGAGAAUUUCUCACUUGACUAUGAAAAAAUUCUUAUCAAAUUAUCAAUACUACACUCCUUGAAGUAACUGCCUUGUCCUUAAGGCAGAGAUCAGCAAGUUUCACUUUCUUGUUGCUGGCACUGCCUCGAGAAUCAUAGAUUCAGGCCGUGGUACAUCUAUUUGAGGAGGCCAAGUUUCUGCCAUAUUACCCUCCAAUGCACAUAUAGAUGAAACAAAUUGAAAGGGAAGGGCAACUUGAUAUUUUGUUCUACUAGAUACUGAGCUUUCUUAUUGGUAUUGACUUGAUAUAAAUCCAAUCUUUUUGAAGUCA
Messenger RNA from Lathyrus oleraceus (garden pea), 2210 nucleotides. Its product is annotated as protein ENDOPLASMIC RETICULUM-ARRESTED PEN3. NCBI's taxonomy places the organism in Eukaryota, Viridiplantae, Streptophyta, Magnoliopsida, Fabales, Fabaceae. The transcript is spliced from 3 exons. The record is from RefSeq and is a predicted model, not a curated record. Gene Ontology annotation, biological process: protein homooligomerization. The coding region runs from base 87 to 1526 and encodes 479 amino acids.